Molecule: messenger RNA, 700 nt
Organism: Phycomyces blakesleeanus NRRL 1555(-)
Lineage: Eukaryota; Fungi; Mucoromycota; Mucoromycetes; Mucorales; Phycomycetaceae
Product: MIZ-type zinc finger transcription factor
Exons: 3
Coding region: 60-533 (157 amino acids)
Biological process (GO): protein sumoylation
Molecular function (GO): zinc ion binding; SUMO ligase activity
Source: RefSeq, a predicted model, not a curated record
UUUUGUCCAGAUAUCCAAUAAAAGAGCGAAGUGAGGUGGCCAAGGCACAAGAUAUCUACAUGUCAUGUGCAGAUAUUUUUUCCGGAUCAUGGACUCAACAUAGAUCAGGCGGUGGAGGUGAGGAUGAAGAUGAUGAUAUUGUUGUUGGAGAUGAGUUUGUAUCUGCCAUGGAUCCAAUUUUACUUUCACGUAUGGAACAUCCUGCUCGAGGUAUAUAUUGUACCCAUGCGGCCUGCUUCGAUGCCAGCAUCUUCUAUAGUCUGGUGGCUAGAAUGAAGGCCUGGAAAUGUCCCCACUGUUUUAUUCAAAUUAAAGGAAUUCAGGAACUCUACAUUGAUUACGCUAUGAAGAGAGCAUUGAUGAAAUACCAAGACAGCGAUAGAUUGGUACUGUGUGGCGGAGAGUACUUUGCAGAUGUUAAUAUCUCAAUCUCCAAAACCAGUGACACUAUUGCAAAUCAUGAUUCAUCAGACAGUGAAGAUGAGGAACGUCCUUCAAAGAAGUCAAGGCGGGCAAGUGUAAUUACUGUCUAAGGAUCUAUAUUCAUGUUUAUAUCUUCAAGUCAAAUAAUAAUAAUUAUAAUAAAAAAAAACAUAUAUAAUAUAUGUAAUGCCUAAAGAAAGGAGAUCUGUUUGUAAAUUUUUAGAUGGUCCUGGCGCGGGGUCUGUGACACAAAGAUGUAGAAAUUCGAAUAUCUUUC